UGGUCUUAACCGAUUCAACCUAUUUUGUUAGCAAAAACAUAUUCAAAGCAUGGAACAGCAUGGUACUUAGUAAGUGUUUGUUGAAUGGGAAUUCUUCCAGCCCUGACAUCUGGUGCCAGAGAGAAGAGACACAUUUAAUCAUAGAAAGCCAUCGCAUGGCUCCAUCGUGUGUUUGGAAAUGGUUAUCGCAGCAUACUGUGGUAUGCUUUUGACUAUCUUGCGGUGUGUUAAACGAAGACCGCUUUAAAAAUGUUUUAAAGUAAAACAACAAUAUACACGAGGACAUUACUAUAAUUGAGAGACUCUAAAAUAUACGAGUUAUAGUGAAAACAGUGUCCGGUUGACCACGUGAAUAGUUCGCAUCUUUUGAUCCCGCCCAAGUCCUAAUCAAGCCAAUCACAACUUUGGAUCGAGCGUCGUGUUGACUUUGACAACCAAGCCCCGCCUCCAAAACGACGUAUUUUUUAAUGCUAUAAAGCUUAUUAAAUUUACAUCGUUUUUCUACCUUCUUACAUAUUUUUUGUUAAAUAAUUUUAAGUUUUGCCACCUCGGUAGUCGACGACUUUACAAAGGGCCUAAAAAAUCUGUUGCAAAGUCAAGUGACAGAGAUUUUGCAAGGUUCGAGCAACACAAAGCCCAAAAUGCGCUCGAGCUCAAGGUUCCUGACACGGAACUACGUAAAAGAUGAAAACACUGGAAAUAACACAAAACAAAAGAGGUAGGACCCUCAAGUUACGUUUUUUGACAAGAAGUUGGUAAGAAGUCUCUGUUUGAAUCGUCACUUGAUGAUGAAGGGGCGGGUUGGUGGGGUUAGUUUGUGAGCGUGCGGUUCUCAAGGCAACGGUCUGAAGUUCAUACAGAUGCAGUCAAAGAGGAUUGCGCUGGGAAAUCUUUUUCAUUAUUUGUCGAAUGAGCAGUGUUUGUAAGUGCUGAAUGGUGUGACAUGUGCGAGUUACUACUACAACCAGUUAGAGGGGUUUAGUCUCGAUCAACAGGUUGAACGUCUUGUGUUCAGGCAUGCAAUGUAGUUUUACGCGAUGCCUGAGUGGACAAUCCUCAACCUGUUUAUUAAACAUUUGCAACUGCUAAACUCUUAGCAAUGACUCCGAGAGAAGACCUCAGCAACAUUGCCCAGAGUGCUACAGGUGCUCGAGAUGAAGUAAGAGAGAGAUGAAAAGGGCACCAAUGGAGCGAAACAGAGGUGGUACCACUGCAGGGGUUCUGGUGUGGACACCAGCCCCAGCCUACUCCUCUCCCUCAAGCCCAGAGGGGUCAGACUUCAGAUGGGAGGAAGAAGUAGAUGAGGACUUUCAAAGACAGAUGGAUGAGAACGGCAUCAUUGGUCUGGCAGAGAGUCAAGGGCAGCUGGAGGUGGAUCAUAGAGAAGAGGAGCUUGGAGAGGACAUGUUGUGGGAUGUGAAGACACCAGAGCCUGAGGAUGGACCACCACCGUCCGCACUGGGGGAGAUAAGCUUCCGCCUGAGUGAACUGCUAGACUCUGGACCCCUCUCUCAGCCCACUGAAAAUGACUGCCACACUUCUUAUAUGCAAGAAGAGCAGGUUGCAGAUGAUGACCAAAGCGUUUUAUUGGAGGACUGGACCGAUGAUGAGCAUGAUGCCAGGAGCCCAAUGAUCCACAGGCAGGAAUUACACUCUUUCCCAGAGAGAGACGGAACAUUAGACAUGACAGAUGAAGAUACUGAGGAAACAGACAUGUGUGAAGAUUCUCAGAGACAUGCAGAUCACUCAUUUCCUGUCACAGAAAAAAUGGCGCAUCACAUCUACCCGAUAAAGGGUUUCGAUUUCAUUCAAAAUGGGAUUGAAGACCAUAUUCAACAUGUAGAAAUUACUGAGCGUUCGGAACAAAGUGAUUCCAAAGAACUCAAGAAAUGUUUUCCCUCAACUUCACAUCUGUCCUCUCCAAAAACUCUUCAUGCCUAUCCUUAUUUAUCCUUUGAGGAGCAGAUGGAUAACUGUGGGAUUGAUGCUGAGACCUUUUCAGAGGGAGCUCUUUCCAACAUCACGGUGGAGUCAUCUCAUAGCACUAGCACUCACCAGAGAUUUGAGCCUAAAGCUUACCAAACUAUUCAAUUUAGAGAGCUGGAGAGUAAACACAAGAACACACCUCAGACCUCAGUGAGAAGCCCUUUGAUCAGACUUGGAAAAACAGACCAUGCUGGUAUGAGUGAAGAUAACGGAGAAAGAAGGUUGCACAGUCCUUGUCACAACCACCAGCUUCCAAAACCCUCUCCUUCAAAAACAAACCCUGAUUUCCAGGAUUGUCAGGUUUCCAGUCGUACACAGAGCAUUGCUAAAGCGAGAAAGUGCUCUCCACCUCCUGCACCUCACCGUUCUUCAGAUAAAAAUAACCAAAGAACCUCCAAAACGUCCCACACCGAUCCAGUUGAUGUCAGGAAAGGCCAACUGAGCCACCCAUUGCCAGAUUUCUCUAAAGUGGGGCCGAAGGUUCAUUUCCCAAAGGAUGGAUACAAGCCCCCUAAAAGUCGUACCGUUGCUCAUGGCAAAACUUCACAGGCUAUUCUACCUGUAGUUUUCAAAUCACCUGCUGAGAUUGUGCGAGAGGUCCUGUUAAGCAGCACUGACGAGUCUCCAGGAAGUCCUUUCUCCGGUGGGACCCACAAGCAUUUAAACAGUACAGUACCAGAGGAGUUCCGCUGUCCCCAACAGACCAGCACACUAGUGCAACAGCUCCAGGAGGACUACAACAGGCUUCUGACUAAGUACGCUGAGGCUGAAAACACAAUUGACCGACUCCGUCUCAAAGCUAAGGUGAGCCUGUAUUCUGACCCCCCCAAACCCAGUACUGCUAUCCUGUCAGGUGUCAUUCAGGAGGGGUCAAAGGUCAUGACCCUCACCUUUCCUCAAGCACAGAGGGCAGAGUUUGGUGCAGGCUCUGCUAAUCCAACUGGGCAGAGAGAUCAUUUAGCUCAUAUUGUAGAAAACUCAAGAAAAGGCCAAACUCGCCCGUCCUCCGCGAACUCUGUUUCCUCCAGGGGUUCUGUGUCCAUCACUGCAGAUCAUCUGACAGAGACUCUGACCAACCAAACCUACAGAUUUCAGCUACAGGUUGAUUCUUUUGAGGAGCUUUUGAAGAAUGGGAAACUGAAGCCUUGCGAACAGCUUAAGGGUGUCUCCACGCUGGCUGAGGGACAGGAAUCUCUCGAGAGGGCAUAUCUGGAUACGCGAGCCCAGUUUCGGGUGCUACAGCAACGUCAAGGCAGGCCUUUGACCUUUGACCCCAACAGAGAACUAGAGGGUCAGAUCUUCACAUCAGGGAUGCGAUUGGAGGAACUGAAGGAGCGGGUAAAGCAGAACCAGACCACUUUAGAACCUCCUGCAACUCCACCUCCUCACUGGGAUAUGCUGUCUUUGUCCAUGCUGGAGACUGAACCAUUACCCGAGAGCCCACUGUCGGCUGCCCAUCCUGAGGCUUGUGUUGGCGCAGAGGUGAGUUCAGUUAGCGGAGAGAGCGAUGAAGAGGAGAUGCUUCCGUCCCAUCUUUAUCCUCUGAAUGACAAACAUCAAUAUGUGGAGAAGGACUUCGGUAAACUCAUGGACCGCUACCAAAGUUUUAAAGAGCUCCCAGGGCUGCUGGACAGAAGUGUGACUUUAAUGGGCUUCGACUCGCUGGAUUUUGAACACUCUUCUCCUUCCAGGAAUGAAAGCUACACGAACAGACAACAACAAUGGUCUACCACUGACAGAGAGAAAAGGCAGCCUGUAGCAGAUUGUGGUCCUCCCUCUGGCCCAUCCGCGAGGUCACAGGUACGUGACGCCAUGGAAACUCACCCCAAGGCGCCAUGGCACUCCUCAGUGUUGCCAGGGCAACCGGGCAGGGAGACGAAAACAGCAGGAAACAGAAAGGUCCUCAGCAGCAGCAUGACCAGCCUGGCUGAGACCAUAGAGACGGGGAAUAUAAUCUUGAAAACAAAGAGCAAGACUGCUGUAGCGCCCCCUCUGGAUGGAGUUGUGUCUCCAGAGACAGACAGUGGUUUUAUGGGAUCAGAGAGCAGUCAGCUUACUCCUGCAGUACACAGUCCUCUCCAGCAGAGAGCAGUAGUGAGGUCGUCUGGACCACACAUGAAGAACUCCAUAAAGGCAAAUUCUGCUUGUCGUACUAGGCAGGUUUCCUCUUCUCCCUCGCGACUCUCUCUGGAUCCCCCGGCAGACAAUCACACCACAGAAGGAUGCACCAGUUCUGUUGGGAGGAGAGCAAGAGAGGAGAGGUGUUCGGCUUCCUGUCUUGCUACCUCUACCUCCCCCCUUCAUUGGCCUGAAACCACCCUCCAACCCGGGCCGAGGGGCCUCACCAGCCAAUCAGAGCAUGGGAGUGAUCAGGAAGAAAAAGCACAAGAUAACCCAUACCCACAACCAGCCAAUCUGCAGUCCGACUUUCACAGAAGCCCCUGCCUCCCUGUGCCCUAUCACCGCAGCGACCUCAAAGCCCAAAGUUCUGUCCAGCUAACAAAUCACCAAGAGGCCCUUCAGUCCCUACAGGAGGAAGUGAACAAACUGAAAGAGAGACUAGAGGGAAGUCUGAGUCUCUCCAAACCUUCCAGUCCUGUUAUAGCGCCCCCUAACAUCUCAGAUUGUACCAGGGAUAACACUUCCCCACAUGCGGCCUCACCUCCUUGGCUUGAUUUAAGAUCUUCAGAAAGAAUGAGAGGGCAGAGAGAGAGGAGAAGCAGAGAGAUGGAGGAAAAAGUGAGAAGUGGUGCUCCACGACCCUCACAAGGGAAGAGAUCAGCGUCUUUGCCCAGAUAUAGAUCUGAAUCCAAUACAACAAGUGAUUCCGAGCAUGUGCAAUCUGAGCCAAGAGCAUCUGCGAUAAGUUAUGUCCCAGUGUCUCCUGUGACAUCAAGAGGAAGAAGACAAACCAGAUCCGGAUUUGGGCGUCACCAAAAUUGUACUACCCAUCAGACUAGCACACCAGAGGCUGAAUCUGAGGAUAGUGGUGACACAGAACCAAGCCAAGUCCCACAACCUAUCUGUGCACGCUGCGCAUCAAAGCGCAUUGGUGCCCCCGCCCGUCCAGCGAGGAGCACAAGUUUUCCAUGUCCCGCCCAGUCCCACUGUAGUCAUUGUGCAUUUUGUGGUGCAUUACAAUCCAGUCAAUCAAGAAUCCCGCAACCAGAAAAUCAGGGCUCAGUCCCAAGAUGGAGUCAACCAAUGAGAGCCUUACAGAGGGAGAGAGUAGGUGUGAACAUGGCUGUGGCUCCUCCCCCCACCGGCGUGGGUAGUGUUCCAGUUGUCCCGUAUAUGCCAGUCUAUCCUUCAACUCUUUACAUAUCCAGCCCUGUGACAGCCCAGGGCUACUCACAACCAUUUAAGAUCUCGAUGAGUCCCUCCAGAGAUGAGAGUUCAGAGGUUAGAGGUCAUCGCCGACGCUCUCUCUCUAUGGACCAUCAGCAGUCUUCUCUGAGCGGCUCACUGACACAUGCCAUCACGGUAGCUAGAAACAUGAGGCGGGUCUCUCGUCACAUGGCUCACUCUAUGGCAUCAGGACUGGAGAACAUGAGCGUCUUCGCCACAACCUACUGACGCUUACAUUUACUUUUAGCAGACGCUUUUUUCAAAAGUGACAUAUCAAUAAAGAAUACUACACUAGAACGGCAAGGACAUUUGUUUGGUUUCUAGGAAACAUGCAAAAAAAAUGAAAUGCACUCUUAAAGGGACAGUUCACCCAAUAAUGAAAAUUCUUUCUUCAUUUAUUCACCCUCAAGUUGACCCAAAUAUGUGUAAAUUCCUUUGUUCUGAUGAACACAGAGAAAGAUAUUUGGAAGAAUACUUGUAACCAGACAGUUCUUGACCACUAUUGACUACCAUAGUAGGAAAAAUUGCUUCAUAAAUGUCUUUGUUCUGUUAAACACAAAAGAAGAUAUUUUGAAAAGUGUAGGAAAGCAAACACUUCUGGGCAACUAUUGACUACCAUUGUCAUUUUUCCUGCCAUGGUAGUCAAUGGUGGCCAAGAACUGUUUGGUUACAAGCAUUUGUCCAAAUAUAUUUCUCUGUGUUCAUCCAAACAAAGAAAUUCAUACAGUGUAAAUCACAACAGAAUUUUCAUUUUCAGGUUAACUGACCCUUUAGAUUGAUUUGGAUGAAAGCGUUGGCCAAAUGCUCAAAAUACUAAUUUACUUUUAUUUAUUUUAAUAAAAUCAUCUCUGUAGCAGUGGGUUGACUGUGAUAGGCAGACGUACAAUGCUGCAAUAGAAAAAUAUGUAAAAAUGUGAAAUUCAAAUGUUUUUAAUUUAGCUGCAAUAUGGCAACUCCAAAAAGUAUUUGAAAAGGUGUAAGCCAUGCAUUAAAAUGUCUGAAUUUGAUUUCAUUAGAAAACUAAAUAUCAAAGUGACCAAGGAUUUAUGAGCAGUUUUUUACAUUUAAAAAUCACAUUACCUUUACCAUUCUUUGAAACCAGAUGAUAAAAGUACUAUUUUUCAAAAUGGCUAUGACAAGUGAACAAGUUCACUGAAAAUGUCUAGCACGAUUUUUUAGCUGAGGCCACUUUUUUUUUUAUUUUUUAUUUUGGUUCACUGAGUUUAUCUGAAGUAUUGAUGUUUACACUUUUUAUAUUAUUAAUAUUCAAAUACUUUUAGUGGCCAAUGUAGUUCAUCUUUGUCUGGCAAGCCCAGAUAAUCUCUUUACACUCCAAUUACAAUAAGUGAGAAAUGUUUGUUUGCACAUAUUUAAUGCAAUUGAACGAUGUAGAUGUUAACAUGUUUUUUUCUUAAUUAUUUUUUAAUGAAAGAACUAGAGUAUGUGAUUCCCCUUAAGCAGCAGUGGACAUCACUGCUAUGCAAGUUUACACUCUUUCACCAAUUAUUAGCUUUUAGCUAUGAAUAAGAGUUAGCUGUAUAUGAUGACAGAUGUUUUAUUCUUCUAGGUUGCGUAUGCAAAAUUAUAUUUUCUUAGACACUGUAGGGCAAGAAUUUUCAGGGAAAAUGGCGUGAGAGUCAAUAUAAGAUGUACUGUAGGUUUCAUGUUUUAUAUUUAUACAGUUGCGACUGUAGACUUUUAUAUUAAUACUAUUAAAUGAUGCUUAAAAUUUUUA
Molecule: messenger RNA, 7069 nt
Organism: Triplophysa dalaica
Lineage: Eukaryota; Metazoa; Chordata; Actinopteri; Cypriniformes; Nemacheilidae
Gene: akna
Product: AT-hook transcription factor
Exons: 25
Coding region: 1171-5562 (1463 amino acids)
Biological process (GO): neuroblast delamination; neuroblast division in subventricular zone; epithelial to mesenchymal transition
Cellular component (GO): centrosome
Source: RefSeq, a predicted model, not a curated record